Molecule: messenger RNA, 660 nt
Organism: Lichtheimia ornata
Lineage: Eukaryota; Fungi; Mucoromycota; Mucoromycetes; Mucorales; Lichtheimiaceae
Exons: 2
Molecular function (GO): zinc ion binding
Source: RefSeq, a predicted model, not a curated record
CGCAACGGUGCAUUGACCAACCAACAGCGGCAUAUGCUACAGAAGAGAAAACAAGCAAAUGACUUGGCUGAUGACAUGACCGACAUGCAACUUAGCUGUAUGAUUCAACCGAGUACAGCUGAUACAAAUCCAUACCUUGUCAAUAGCUUUGCACUUGAUGGUAUCCGUUUUACGGUCACUGUUGAAUACGACACAGCCUCUGAUACCACAAAAGUGAUGACAUGCUCAUGUCUAGCUUACAAGUUUAAGAACAAGGCAUGCAAGCACAUGUUCCUUCUCGCACGUUGGAAUACAUCUUACAUCGUUAAUGGUGAUCAUCAACCCAAAAGGGUCACGAUUGAUCUCAACCCUUCCGCUCCUUCUUUUCCUCCAUCUACAUCGCGAGCCCAAGAUGGCAACAAUGUCUCUCAAUCCGCUUCUACCACUACCAAUGACACCAACGAUAAUACUUCCAUGGAUAAUCCUCGUGAUACCAUCAAGUCCCAAAUCUACAGGUUCAAACGUACACUCGAUCAGGGAUCAUUUAAUGAUGCAAAACUUCCUGAUAUUAUCGGCAAACUGGACAAUCUUCAAUCUGAACUCGAUCAAGCUCGUAUACUACUACCAAACGCUAGACUCCCGCCACAACACCCAUGCAAAAGAACUCGAACUAGAAAAUAA